AGACUGUGAAACAGACUAACACCAAAUUAGUUUCAAAACUCGUGUCCUGUGUAUAAAGCGAGGUGUUGAAUGUGGCGCUUCGUGGCAGUGUGAUGGACAGGUGUGUGCGUGCGUGCGUGUGUGUGUCCUCCAGCCAUGCACAUGCCUUGUCCCCCUUCCCCAGUGCCUUGCCGCGAGUGACCGUACCCAGGAAACCAACCUGACAAAACAAACAGCAUGAAGGACUGACCGAGUGCCUACAGAGACUUUACAAACACUGCUAGUGACUGAUAAGGCUGACAUGCCACUUGCUACGUGCCUUAAAUAGUAACUUUCCUGUGGGACUUCCUCCCGUACAACCUGCCACGAUGUUUGGGUUAUAUGGCCUUCAGGCCCAACGGGCCAAAAUGAGCAGAACCGACCACGACAAGUACUCCUCAAAAGGGAAACUUAACAAGAAGCAACGGAAAAAGAUGUUGGAGCAACAGAGGAACCUGCGAGAUAGGCGGCGGCCGCCCUCUGUGGAGCUCAACGGGGCGGCGGGCCAGGAGGCAGCGCUCCACCAGUUCCCUGCCAGUUGUCAGCCGGCCGGCGUGCGGAGAGGAUCUUCCUGCCCCUCUCAGGCGUCCAGUGCUCCUAGUGAUUACCUUCAAGUGCCGCGGUCACGCUCCCCUUUCACUGCAUUUAGCUGCCACGGAACCCCACGACAGCCACGCCACUCCCCGGGGGGCGGGCAGCAGCGGCAGCAGGAGGGCGAGGGCGAGGCCGGCAUGGUCACGGCCAGCCUCGAGUCUCUCGCCCGACUAUUCUCUUGUGUCUCCGUCAGCAAAGCCCGCCAGCACCGCCGCGCCUGCAACCUUCACGACAUGCAAGGGUAUGUGUUGCUCUCCCUCUCUGCUGGGUUACCUGAGCAGCGGCUAUCCGAGGCAUCCAGGGCGGCAGGUGGGCAGACAGUGUGCAGUAAUUGCAAAGUGUAUACAUGUGUGGAGAUGAAUAUUCUAGGUUGAAGUGUUUAAUCUUAAAAUAUGUAACAGCUUAGUCUGGGAAGGUUGCCGGUAUCAUUAGUAUUUUUUGUUAUUACUCAAUUAUUUUCAUUAUAUGUUUUUGAAGGGAUAAAUGUCCUUUUAUAAAGUGAAAUACAUGGUCGCAUUACUCAUUGAUGGAGAGAAUGAAAGAGGCAGUAAAAGAAAGGAGAAGGAUGAGGAGAAGCGGGGCGCUGAACUGUGGGAUGAGGGAAGAAAGGAGACGGAGGAGGGAGGAGGGAGGGGGGGAGCCCGACCCAAGAUUCUCUUCGUGUUUGCAUCGAAUAAGCGCCUGUCUUUCGAAAACAUUGAAACCGCCAACUGGAGUCAACAGAAAACGACGCGGGACAUUAUUCGAUGUCAAGGGAAUCGAUUGAGGAAAGAAGUUUUAUGUCCCAAGUAUAUUUUAAGAGUUUCAAAAUAGCAACCCUUUGUCCCGCGUUUUUGCCUCCCUCACCUCAUCACCUUCGAAUUACUGAAGUGAAAAAACUCGGAAGGUCAAAGGAGAAAAGUUGACACGAGUCAAACACGGGGAAAUUGAAUAAAGCUCGUUUGUUUUAAAUAAAAAGAAGGUUGUUGCUUUGUUUGGAAUUAGUUUUCGAAUCCUGAACCUUUGAACUUUGCGGGCGGCGGCGAGGGAAUUCUGGAGAAUAACUCGAGGCAUCUCCAGCGGGCAGCGACGACGCUCUUUUUCCACUUGGCCCAAUCACAAAAGCCUCCCAGUUGACCGAAUUGCCAAUAUAGUCUCCUCUUUCUACGCCCUAAGCAAUUCCAAGAAAAGUCCUUUGCUCCGUAUCAACUUUGUGAGGGAAAAGGAAUAGGUUUCAGGGUGAAGAAGACGAAUAGAAUGUCUUAAGGUUGAUUUUCCUUGCCCACGAGAGCGUCCAUACCAGAAUGGACCGAGGAAACGGGGCCGUGGAGGCGAGUGGUGGAAUGAUAUCGGUAAUAAUUUCAUUUUACUAUUAUCUUCUUUGAUGAUAUUGUAGUUUCAAUGUCGUUUGGAGAUUUAAUGUUUAUGUCUGUCUGUCAAGCGGUAAAUAAAUGUAAUGUGUUAGAAGACAAAAUUGUGGACGAAAAAGGGAAAAGAUGGUUAUAAAUCUUGUGUGGAAAUGAAAUCUCUUCUUCUUGAUGUCCAAUAACUCGAGCGGUAAAUACAAUGACAGUCAUAAUAAUAAUCAAAUAAUA
Molecule: messenger RNA, 2186 nt
Organism: Eriocheir sinensis (Chinese mitten crab)
Lineage: Eukaryota; Metazoa; Arthropoda; Malacostraca; Decapoda; Varunidae
Exons: 2
Coding region: 348-986 (212 amino acids)
Source: RefSeq, a predicted model, not a curated record